AUGGCCCAUCUCAGACUUCUUUCUGUCGCAGCUGAUCGCAGCGCUGCUGGGGAUCAUCGAAGGUCGUGUUAUAUUUGUUUAUAGGUCGUUCAGUUAGUAAAAACAUUGCGAAGUAGUGUAAUUUCGUGCCAAGAAGUGGAUCUUUCACAUUGUACAGAAUGGAAUGGAAGGGUACGCCAAUCGAUAUGGUUGAUAAUUAUGAGCAAUUGAGAUAUUCGUUCGAUUCAGCCGCUCAACAAUCGGACGAUAAUAUGCAGUUGCAACUGAUAAAUCUUCCUGAUGUUUGUCUGGAGGCGAUCCUUUCGAAUCUUUCUUACGAUGAAAUUUCUAAAUAUAGGAUUGUUUGUAGACAAUUUGAUCGGAUCUGCAGAAAGUUACUGAACCGUGGCUUUAAUCUUAUGGAAAAGUAUCAUGCCCAAUGCCUUCGUGCUGUUAAAAGCAAGUUACCGAGACGGGAAUCUGAGCGGAGAAGUCAUCCUCUUGCACGUCAUUGUGAUAUAUUGACAGCAAUAGAAACGAGAAUUUCUAUGCUAUCAAUGACUUUUAUCAAAUAUGUGGAUCUAAAUGUUUGUUGCUUUAUUCCAGGAAAGGUAAUUGAUGAAAUUUUCCGAGUGCUUCGAUUAAUUCGAGAGACAAAGACACCACCUAGAGCGCACGAGAUACUUCAAGAGUUGCGAGAUAUAAGCAGCAUGGCAAUGGAACAUUUUGACGAGAAAAUUCUGCCAGAUUUAAAGCACAAUAUUUGUACAUCUAUGGUUGGCACUGUGAACUCGUACGAUCUUCCUGGUGGCGUUAUGAUCUCUCAUAGUAGAAAUAUAAAUAACCCAACACUGCCACAUUACAACAACCAUGGUUUAACUUGUUCGGAAAAACUCAGUCAGACAUUUAAAAAGAUUAAUAACCGUACAAAAAGAAACAAGGUAUUCUUCUUGACUGUAAGAAACCAAAUGAGCCAAAUGAAGCUCAGGGUACAGAGACAAGACUGUCGGAUACGGAUGCAAACUUUAAAGUUACAGAAGCAAGCCAGAAAGAUACAUGAUCAAGAUAUGCAGUUGGCUGAAAUGCGGAAGCAUCUCGAAGAAUGGGAACAAAAGAUGGUCGAUUUAACUACUGAGUUGAGUCGGGCACGAGAGGAAACUCAGAAUUCCGACUCGUUAGAAAAUCGUAAGCGAAAAACACAGAUUAAUGCCGAGCCACGAAAAGUACAGAUCAAUGCCGAAACGCGAAAAGCACAAAUUAAUGCUGAAACAAUUCAACAGACAAAUAAAUUACAAGCCAAGAAGCGCAAACUCAUAGUAGAAAGGAAGUCAUCGAUCGACGCGCAGGAUAUGAAAUUUAAAAAAUUUAUAUCAGAUUUACUUGCGAAAGAUUACUCGCAAUUAGAUAGUUAUCUUAUCGAAAAUUGCUCCGUCGACAAUUACCCAUCGUGUUCGCGCUAACUUGGCUUUUUUAUAUUAAUACUUUCAGUACAAGAGCUUUUGCAAUAUUAUUAUUCCCUUCAUACAUCUUUUCAACUCUUAUUAUAACCAAGAUAAAUAUAGAAACUUUGACUCGUAGAUUCUUUUUUUAAGAUAAUAGUCUCUAAGAAACUUGAGGCAAGGGCAUAAUCUUAAUUAAAUUAUUAGGAGAUCGACAUAAUAUACAAAUAACAUAUUCAACUGGGUUUAUAUAGCGUUUUUUAGCUUUAAGACUCGUAUCUCAUAUAUAAUCAUAUAUUAAAAAAUAUAUAAAAUAAAUGCUAUAUAAAAUAAAACUAUUUCGUUGUACAUAUAUUGAGAAAUUAAAGGUAAAGACAACAAAAUAGAUAUCACAGUAAAAUAUGGUUGUUAUUAAAAAAAGUAUUAAUAAUAAUUUCACUGAUUUGAUCGAAUCUCCAGAU
Messenger RNA from Linepithema humile (Argentine ant), 1879 nucleotides. RefSeq names its product pallbearer (gene pall). The record is from RefSeq and is a predicted model, not a curated record. Lineage: Eukaryota; Metazoa; Arthropoda; Insecta; Hymenoptera; Formicidae. Gene Ontology annotation, biological process: protein polyubiquitination. Gene Ontology annotation, molecular function: protein binding.